Messenger RNA from Macrosiphum euphorbiae (potato aphid), 987 nucleotides. Lineage: Eukaryota; Metazoa; Arthropoda; Insecta; Hemiptera; Aphididae. The record is from the annotation of a GenBank genome assembly.
AUGGUGUUAACAACGUACAGUACGGCCACUGCGCUACUUGUGUGGGCGUUAUGUUUUUCGAUCACGCAAUGUGCCGAAAACCACCAGAAAAUCGGCACUUGUACGUUUAUUGUCCAUCCGGUGUGUCCCGACCCUUCGAUCAAUUUUUACUUAUACACCAGAGAGAACCAACACGAUGCUCAAUUGGUCACGGUAGAAAAUAUUACCGAGUCAUACUACGUCAAGUCUCUUCCAAAUAAGUUCAUCUUACACGGGUUCAACAGUAAUAUGAUGCUAAACGUACUUCAAAGCAUAAAAGAUGAAUACCUAAUGCAGGCAGACGUCAACGUCUGGAUGAUCGAUUACCGUGAAGUCUCGGCCGGGCCCCGUGAGUGUUAUUUGGCUGCGGUGUUCAACCUGCCGGCGGUGGGUAAGUGCACUGCUCUGUUCGUGCGUAAAAUCAUUGAGCUGUCCGAGGUGGAUGUGCCCGAAGAGACGAUGCACGUGAUCGGGUUCAGCCUAGGUGGCCAGUUAGCCAGUCAGAUAUCCAAAAACCUUAAGCCCAUCAAGUUGCCGAGGAUCACGGGACUAGAUCCGGCUCUGCCGUUGUUCUACAGCUCGCACCUUAACAGAAGACUGAGUCGCAACGACGCCGAUUUCGUGGACGUGAUACAUACGAACGCGUUGAUCCAGGGCCAGUUGGCGCCAUGCGGCGACGUAGACUUUUAUGUCAACGGCGGAUUGGCACAACCUGGCUGUCACAACAGUUCAAAUCCAAUCGGUUGUGAUCAUCACAUGGCUCCGACUUACUUCGCCGAGAGCAUCAGAUCGGUGACGGGUUUCUGGUCUUGGCCGUGUCCGAGUGCGUUCGAAUAUUUCUCUGGCAAGUGUCCACGGCAAGGCGACCACGAGCUGAUGGGAGAGUGCGUGAACCACAGUGCCAGGGGUCAAUAUGUAUUGCACACGAACAGUGAACCACCUUAUGCGCAAGGCGACUGGAAGCGGUGA